AUGCGGCCAGCUGGCCUGUGGCGCAUAUCGUCGCCCCUGGCAUCGCCAUCGUCCGUAUCACCUGCGGUGGCCGGAUCGACCGCGUCGACUACAUCGCCGGCGUCGCAGGCAUCGCGGGCAUCGUCGUCGGCAUCGCCGUCGCUGCUCUCGCUCUCGUCGUAUCUUCCCAAGCUGCCGUCGCUUUCAUCGCUCUCGCUAUCGUCGGGCGGGGGCAGCGGGAGCGAGAGCGGGAGCGGGGGCGGUGCAGGGAGUGGAGGCGAUGCCGGGUCGCUGGUGAGGAUGUGUGAUACGUGUGUGGGUGUGGUGGCGGCACUGGAUGGCCUGUCAGCGGCGUCAUCGACGCCCAAGAAGACGCAGGCGGCUGUGCUGCUGGCGGAGCUUGCGGCGGUCCCGCACUUUGCGUGGGUCGUCUCCAAGCUUGGCGCGGUCUCUGUCCUGGUCCAUGUCCUCCUGGCGUCGUCGGACGAGCACUGCGUGGCGCAUUCGGCACUGGCGCUGGCGCGAGUCUCGUACAUGCACUCGAACGCGGUGCUGAUCACGGCGCUUGCACCGACGGUGUUUGGCCAUCUGACGCGACUGCUGUCGACGGCGUCGCCACCGUCAGUGGCGGCCGGGUGCGUGGCGCUGAGCCACAUGCUCGCCGACAAGGAGAUGCGCCGCGCAGCGGCGGCUUGCGGGCUGGCGACACCGUUGCUGCUGGUGCUGGAGACGCGGGCCAGCGCGCUGCGGGCGGCGGCGUCUGCGGGCGGUAGCAGCUGCUCGCAGGAGACGGACGACUUUCUGGCAUCGGUGACACUUGCGGCGCUGGGCCUGCUGCUGCACGACCCACGGGCGCGGGCAGAGCUUGCGGGCGCUCAGGGUGGGACCGGUCUUCGUGCCUUGGUUGGAGCGCUGCAACCAUCGUCUCGAGCCAGCCUAGAGCAGUCGUUCAAGCUUCUCUCUCGCGGGGCAGGCGCGCUGGCGGCGCUUGCGCGCGACGAGUCGCUGGCGAUGCUGGGCGAGCUGGUUACGGCCGGGGCACUGGAGGCGCUGGGGCGGGCGCUGCAUCUCGCGCUCGAGCUUCUGGGCGGGGCGCUCGCCGCCGGGCGGCGCGGCGAGCCGUACAUUGCGGCACUGCGAGUGACGACUCAGGCACUAGCCCUGCUAGCGCGGUCGCCGGUGGCGGUCUCUGCGCUGGCGGCGCUCGCCGAGUCGAGCGGUGGCGCAGCGUUCGAGUCGAUGGCAUCGCCUGCAGCGAUGGAGUGGUCGAUGCACCACACACUGGCGCAGCUGAUGGGCUUCCCGGGUGGACUUGCACACGCCACGCUGGUGCUCAACGAUGACGACCGGGCCAAGCUGGCACUAGCGGCGGAGGCGAUGGUGACGCACCCGUUUGUGACAGUGCAGGUCCUUGCGCUGCUGACGUUGGCAGCGCAACAGGGCUCAGCCUUUGUCCUUCCAUUUGUGCGGGUGGUGAGCCGGCUGCUGUCCGAGACCGCGCACCCUGCGGUGUUUGCGGCGGCAGCUGUGGCGCUGACAGCAAUGGUUGAGCACUGCGUCUCGACCGAGAUCGACGAGGACGGCGAGGCCGUGUCGGUCGGCAUGCUGGCGGUCUACGGCGGGGUGCUGAGCCAUCUCUCGGCGCACCUUGUGGAGGCCGGCGAGGAGGGCUCGCCGGUCCAUGCGCUGGCGCUCCUCGCAUCGCUCGCAUUUGAGAGUAGCGCUCGGGCGGCGAUUGUGCGGACGGCGCCGAUCAUGGACGGCGUGGUGGCGCUCGCGCACUCGCUGGACACGGCGCCGCCGCACACAGCGGUGCUUGCGCGAACGGUGGCGCUGUUGGGGUGCUCUGUACCGGCGGCGCUGCACCUGGUCCAUGCAGGAGUGGGCGGCGACCUUGUGGAGGCUGCGGCGAGUGCGGGAGCCGGAGCGCGGGUGAUGAUCCUCCUUGCGCUGGCCUCGCUGCUGCACUCGGCCGGGCCGAGUGCGGAUGGGCUCGAAGACGGCCUGCACCUGGUAGAGUCUGCCAGCGGACAGUGGCGCGACGGCGGCGGGCGUGACGCGCUGGAUGCGGCGCCUGAACUUGCGGCGGAUGUGCUCGAGACGGCGUUGCGAGCGCUGGCACACGCGCGCGACCGGGUCAUCCGAGUCUUUGCGCUCGAGAUUGUGGUCCUCGCGCUCGAGGCUGUCGGCGGCGAGGCUGGCCCCGAGUCGCUUGCGGCGGCAGCCAAGAUGGCGCUCGGCCUCGCAGGCACGGUCUCGCGGCACGUGCUGUUUGGCGUGGGACGGGUGCUUGUGGCGACGGCGGCAAGCGGCGGGCCAGGAGAGGCCGUGCUGCGCGGCGAUAGGCGGGCGGUACGGGCGGUGGAUGCACUCGAGGCCUCACACUACGCUGAUCUCCGCGGGCUCGGGGCCGAGCUCCGGCGGGUGGUGGAGAACGGGUGCGAAGGCUGAGGCCGAGGCCGUGGCUGUGGGGAGUUUACGUCGUCAGUCGAGUGACUCGAGGAUGGCGAGACGUGAGAGGACGGUCUCCUUGGACGUCUCCAUGAUCUCGCCGGCAAGUACGAUCUCGUCGAGGACUGCGUAGCACUUCCAGAAGUUGUAGACGAGGUCGAGCUCGCAGACGUUGCCGAAAAAGGCAUCCAGGGCCUCGACAAAGAAGUGAAUGAGCUCGAGAGCGCGAGCUCGUUGUCCGAGACGUCAACGCAUGCGACAAAGUACAGCGAGGCGUAUGCGUUGUAGAUGAUGCGGUAGUUGGUCCACUCGAGAAAGUUGCUCAUGGCCAGCGGGCGGGAUGUGACAAGGCGAUGGACCUCUGCCACUACCUUUGCCUUUUCCUCCUCGGCGUAGGGCGUGAACCACCGGGCCAUGCGGACCUUUGCAGCUGUGUUGAACACGAGGACCCAG
This is a messenger RNA of Thecamonas trahens ATCC 50062, 2883 nucleotides long. RefSeq lists its product as uncharacterized. The coding region runs from base 1 to 2430 and encodes 809 amino acids. The transcript has 2 exons. The record is from RefSeq and is a predicted model, not a curated record. NCBI's taxonomy places the organism in Eukaryota, Apusomonadida, Apusomonadidae.